Molecule: messenger RNA, 1127 nt
Organism: Xenopus tropicalis (tropical clawed frog)
Lineage: Eukaryota; Metazoa; Chordata; Amphibia; Anura; Pipidae
Gene: jhc1
Product: just the head of cilia 1
Exons: 2
Coding region: 128-763 (211 amino acids)
Molecular function (GO): thiamine triphosphate phosphatase activity
Source: RefSeq, a predicted model, not a curated record
AAAGGAAGCAAAGUCCUGUGUUUCCUGCAAACGCAGCCAGAACCAGGGGGGGGGAGCAAGGAACGGACCUGGGAUUUACUGUGCAGCCCCCCAGCACCAGGGGGGGGGGACGUUUAUCCGGGAGCAAAUGAAUCAGGAAUCAGGGAGCGACAGAGACAAGAUGCCCCAAGCGGACCCCCCUGUCCAUACAGUAAGGAUCCAGCAGAGCUACUGGGUGACGGACGCCAGUGAGGAGAGGCUGCUGCAGUCGGGGGCAGUUCUGCUGGCCAGGGAGGUGACCCAAGUGGACUACUACGACACCGACACGUAUGACCUUGCCAUGAAAGGGGCGUGGCUCAGUAAGAGCAGGGGCAAAUGGCAACUCAUCGUAGACCAAGGUGGGAGUGACAGCACAACGGCCAAUCAGAAGGGAGAUGAUCCGUCCGACGCCGACGCCCCGACAUGUUACGAGCUGCUAGACGAGCGGGAGAUUGUUGCUUAUCUGGCCAGACUUCUACCCCCGGGGGGCAAAUCCUCGGCUCAGGCCGUGGGCGACUUCAUUCGGCAGCAGGGGGUCCGUCACUAUGGCAACUACCAGAGCGUCACCCGUGCCACCUACAGGCUGACCGACGCCUACACCGUGACCCUCAGCGCCGAGCCGGCGGCCCCCAAACAGGCGGCGCUGAUACGCGGGGACGUGGGGAUCGAUGGCGUUACCCGAGGCUUCCAGCGAAUGGAGGAGCUGGCCGGCCAACUGGAUUUACUGCCCCAGACCAAGGCAUAAGCUACAGCUGGGCGGGGGCAUGUACGGGCAUGUUCGGUAUUAAAAUAACCUGGUUGCUAGGGCCCCUGACCCUAGUAACCAUGCAGAGGUACGACAGACUGAAAGGUCCCGCCAAAAAACCUUUAGGCAUCUUCUCUGCUUCUUGGUUGUCCCGAGAAACCAGUCUGAAGGUUAACUUCCCCUUUAAUAAUCUAAAGAUGCCCUGGAAGCUAGGACCUCCCCCUUUACUGUUUCCCCCGCGCCAUUGGGCCGGGAGCCUGCACCGGAAUUAUAUGAUUGGCUGUGCCAUUGGCAGGACACAUACCAUAAUAUGGCUGCGCACUGUACUGGACAUCCGAAAUAAAAGUAGUAACCUUUUGCAGCA